CGGCGCGGGCUGUUGGUCCCCGCGCGCAGGAGGCGCGGGCGGCCCACGGUCCAUGGAGCCUGGUGACGCGGCGCGCCUCGGCCCGGGACGGGCGGCUUGGGCGCUGCCACCGCGGCUGCUGCUGCUGCCCCUGCUCCCGCUGCUGCUGGGUCGGGGGCUGCGCGCCGCGGCCUCGGCCUCCUCUGGGGCGGCGGCUGAGGACAGCAGCGCCAUGGAGGAGCUCGCCACGGAGAAGGAGGCGGAGGAGAGCCACCGGCAAGACAGCGUGAGCCUGCUCACCUUCAUCCUGCUGCUCACGCUCACCAUCCUCACCAUCUGGCUCUUCAAGCACCGCCGGGUGCGCUUUCUGCACGAGACGGGGCUGGCCAUGAUCUACGGGCUCAUCGUUGGGGUGAUCUUGAGGUACGGCACCCCUGUAACGUUUGAUCCGGAGGUCUUUUUCAACAUCCUUCUGCCUCCCAUAAUUUUCCAUGCUGGCUACAGUCUAAAGAAGAGACACUUUUUCAGAAAUCUUGGGUCUAUUCUGGCUUAUGCUUUCUUGGGGACUGCCGUUUCCUGCUUCAUUAUCGGAAAUCUCAUGUACGGUGUGGUGAAGCUCAUGAAGCUCGUGGGGCAGCUCUCGGACAAAUUCUACUACACAGACUGUCUCUUCUUUGGAGCCAUUAUCUCUGCUACCGACCCAGUGACUGUACUGGCAAUAUUUAAUGAAUUGCACGCAGACGUGGACCUUUACGCACUUCUCUUCGGGGAAAGCGUCCUAAAUGAUGCUGUUGCCAUUGUCCUGUCCUCGUCUAUUGUUGCCUACCAGCCAGCGGGGCUGAACACGCAUGCCUUUGACGCUGCUGCCUUUUUUAAAUCAGUGGGCAUUUUUCUAGGCAUAUUUAGUGGCUCUUUCACCAUGGGAGCCGUGACGGGCGUUGUGACUGCUCUAGUGACCAAGUUUACCAAGCUGCACUGCUUCCCGCUCCUGGAGACGGCACUCUUCUUCUUGAUGUCCUGGAGCACCUUCCUUUUGGCGGAAGCCUGUGGCUUCACAGGUGGGUUUUCACUACCCUACUCCGGAUCCACUUUGUCUGAAACCCUAGACCAUGCACAAACAGAAAGCNNUUCCCAUCCCGUGCAGCUCUUUGAGGUGUUACACUUCCUGGCAGAGAAUUUCAUCUUCUCCUACAUGGGCCUGGCGCUGUUUACCUUCCAGAAGCACGUUUUCAGCCCUGUGUUCAUCAUUGGAGCUUUUGUCGCCAUCUUCCUGGGCAGAGCUGCGCACAUCUACCCGCUCUCCUUCUUCCUCAACUUGGGCAGAAGGCACAAGAUUGGCUGGAACUUUCAACACAUGAUGAUGUUUUCAGGCCUCAGGGGGGCCAUGGCAUUUGCACUGGCCAUCCGAGACACAGCAUCCUAUGCCCGCCAGAUGAUGUUCACGACCACGCUCCUCAUUGUCUUCUUCACCGUUUGGGUCAUUGGUGGAGGCACGACGCCCAUGUUGUCGUGGCUUAACAUAAGAGUUGGUGUUGACCCAGAUCAAGACCCACCACCCAACAACGACAGAAACCGGACAAAGCAGGAGAGUGCAUGGCUCUUCAGGCUGUGGUAUAGCUUUGACCACAAUUAUCUGAAGCCCAUCCUCACACACAGCGGUCCCCCACUGACCACCACGCUCCCAGCCUGGUGUGGCCUGCUUGCUCGGUGUCUGACCAGUCCCCAGGUGUACGACAACCAAGAGCCGCUGAGAGAGGAAGACUCAGAUUUCAUCCUGACCGAGGGUGACCUCACCUUGACGUAUGGGGACAGCACAGUGACUGCAAAUGGCUCCUCGGGCUCCCACACGGCCUCCACGAGCCUCGAGGGCAGUCGGAGAACCAAGAGCAGCUCGGAGGAGGUACUGGAUCGAGCUCUGGGAAUAGGAGACCAGCCGGUGUCCAGUCGGGGCACGCGCCUAGUGUUCCCCCUGGAGGAUAAUGCGUGACUGCCCCCCCACCCCCAGCCUGCAGCGAUGGGGCAGCCCACCCGUGAGGUGAGGUUGGCUGCAAGCCCAGGCUUGUCUGAGCCAGGGCACUGACUCAGUGGAACUAAUGCUUCUGUUUUAUUGAGGUCUGAGGCUCUCUUAACAUUUAAAAUUUAACCCAAGAUGCAGACAGUGGGGCUUAAGUGUGUCUACAUCAAGACAAAUGCAGACCCAUUCCCACUUUCUCACAUAGUAGUGUGCUGUUCCGAGUCAAACAAAUAGCAUGCUUUAACGGUCCAACUCAUUCACCUGCGGAAUCCAAGCCAAGCGCGGCAGGUGUGGGGAGGCCUCCCAGGAGAGGCUUCGGGUCCGUACGCAGCAGCUCAAGCUGAGCUGGCUGCAGGAGUAGCCAGGCAGGGUGAGAGCAGGCUGGAAGAACGGUCCCGAAGGAAGGCCGCUGAGACCGGACCUCCAAAGGUCAUGGGAAGCCAGUGGUCAAUGGGACAGAGCUCAGGAGGAAGCAGUCGGUGCGGCAGCCCUAGCGCGGACGGCUGCGGGACUGUGAACUCAUGUCAGGCUUCUGGACUUUUUGUGCUACCUGGGUUUCCUGUAGACCGAAGAUUGGAACUCUAUCCGUGAACAUUUCAACAUGGGGAAAGAAUUGGAAUUCCUUCUCUGGAAAUCUCCAGAAAGAAGUAGCUACUGAAAUGUUGAAAACCAAAGGCAAAAUUGUGUCGUACUGUUGGGUUUUUGGAAUUAAUCCGAGGACAGAAGAAACUGUUUAGAGACUGAUGAACGAAAAUCAGUCACUUCUUCAGGGCCACCACCGAGGUGUCUACUGUGGGGUUUAGGAAUAACACCAAAAUGUGUGGGAUGCUUCUCUCUGGGGACGAGAGAGCAGCAAGAAGCCUAGGAGGCAAUAGGCUAGUCUUCAGAGUUGGGGCAGGGGGAACACACUGCGAGAAAAGUUGACCAUAAAAGACAAGAUGCUGUUCUAAAGACAGAGUAGAAGUCCAAACUUUGAGCUACUAAAUGCAUGGGAUGUCAGUGGCUGGGUAAAGAAUGAGAGAGGCAAGUCAAUGGAAAAUUGAGCAUCAUUCAGUCCGGUGGACACUUAGUCUGCUUUAAGGUUAAGAAUCUAGAUGUCUUAACACCGAGUGCCAUGUAGAGAAGGGUCGUCUUCUUGGUAUCUGGGGAGGCUUGUACCAGCUUAAUGUGUGAGUAUGGUUUGAAAUCUAAGUGUUUAGUUUGGGUUCUUUGUGGGUGAGCUAUUCUAUGUGGUAACUAAAAUACUGAAAGAGCUCUUGGAAACCACAUUUGAGAUUUUCCCUGGGUCUCUAUGCUUCAGUGCUGGUCUCUUAGAAAGAAAAUCCAGUCUCUUAAAAAAAAUGCUUUCAUAAAAUGUGGCCAUUUUUCUUAUUGUGGCAGACAAAAUGGCGGCCCAGUCAAGUACACCCAUAAUGAAACCAGCCAUUUAAUCAUCUUAACUCACAUUUUUAAUGGUUAAUAUUUAGAUAAGACAUUAAUGCUUUGCUUUUUGAAUUGAUAAUUUGUGCAAAACAGGCAAAAAAUUACUAAGUUGAGCCAUACGAAAUUGCCGAUAUUGACCCAUUUUUCAAAGUCAGAAGUGGCAGUUUCAUAUGGUUCGAUAUAAUAGAAUUAAAUGAUUUUUAUUCCCCUCCUUCCUUUCUAUGUACCUUACAGUCCAUUUUGGUUUUCUCAUGGGCCUCCAUGGGCUUUGUAAGCUUAAAAAACGAGCUAAACCACCUAACUAAUCCCGUAAGGCUCCAAAGUACCCACGCUAGUGAAGGAUUUGAGAAAACCUCUGUGUCAGAGCCAGAGAAACAGGUUUUUUCCAGAGCCCCUGGAGGUCAUCUGUGUUGUGGGGUCAGAGUGUAGGGAGCAGCUCCCAGGCUUGGCUUGUGUGCCCAAACCCAGCACAGGUUUUAUUCAGUAGUUAUCUCAGUAACUACCAGUCAUGCCUAUAAACUCGGAAGGUGAGGAGGCUUUCCUGUGUGUGUGUUGUCUGUGGAGGUGGAGGGAGAGGCUGGUCCGCUCUUUGGAUGGGUCUUUAUAAAGUCUUGCUUGCCUCUUAACGUUGCUUACUUAUUUCAUUUUGGAGGGAAGAAGCUACCAGAAAAACCCUGAUAAGGUUCUUGAAAAGAGCCAACCAGGUAGAACCCCUUCUCUGUUCAUUCAAGUCAAGGCUUUGUUGUCAUUCUGGUUUUCCAGGAAGCUUUCAGCAAAUCAAUAAGAAAUUGCCCUCAUAAGGAGGGAAGGUAACCAGAGUUCUCCAGCCUAGUUCUAAGUCAAUCCGUAGAUUGUUGUGUUUCCCCCAAAAAAGGUCUUAUAGUCUUGACUGCAAACGUUUUAUUUGGACCUACUAUAAGUAAAUGGAGAUUUGCCAAGAUCAAAAUUUUGCUAGGGUUGUAGUUAUUUGGUUGGAUUUUUUAUUCAGUGGAUUAGAGUAAGUCAAUGACCUGUGGCCCUAAUUUUUGUUUGCAAGAUGUGGAGAAUAAUCCUGACCUUAUCAGGGGUCCCGGGAAAGGAGCCUGUUCAUCAAAAUGCUUCCACCUUCUACAAGCUUUAUGCUUAUGCCGAGAGGAGAAAAGUGGGUGCCACAAAGCCCCAAAACCAUCUAGCUCAAGACCGACUCUCUGCUGCCAGUCUGGCAUAAAUCAGAUUGAAACUGCUGAGUGCAUCUGGUUUAACCUCUUAUAAACAUAUUUGUUCUGGGUUGGGGGGGGGGGGUGACAAUUCCACAGAGCUGGGUGUCCUAGAGCACAGGUUCUCAACCCUGGCUGCACAUGCGGAAUUAUCUGGCUAGUUUUUUUUUU
Molecule: messenger RNA, 4782 nt
Organism: Enhydra lutris kenyoni (northern sea otter)
Lineage: Eukaryota; Metazoa; Chordata; Mammalia; Carnivora; Mustelidae
Product: solute carrier family 9 member A7
Exons: 16
Coding region: 53-1966 (637 amino acids)
Biological process (GO): proton transmembrane transport; sodium ion transport; regulation of pH
Cellular component (GO): membrane; recycling endosome
Molecular function (GO): sodium:proton antiporter activity
Source: RefSeq, a predicted model, not a curated record